Molecule: messenger RNA, 1068 nt
Organism: Entamoeba invadens IP1
Lineage: Eukaryota; Evosea; Mastigamoebida; Endamoebidae
Exons: 1
Coding region: 1-1068 (355 amino acids)
Source: RefSeq, a predicted model, not a curated record
AUGGGGAACCAAUCGAGUGCGUCACUCCAAAAAGGUAGUCUCAAGGAUUUGUUAGGUAAAGACUUCUCAAACCCUUAUGCUGUCAAUCUCACAGUAGACUCUUCUCUAAACUCUUCACACUCUUCAAGCUUGUCAUCCCCACGUGUCAGAGCUGACUCUCCGAAGAGAAAGGAAGUCAAAACAUUGGUGAUGUCAAAGUCUCAAAAAUCAACUCCGCGGACACCAACGAAUUCAACUCUGAAAGACUCCGACAUCGCUAAGAGACGAUUUUCAACACUCAAGAAGUUCAAAUCUUCGUUGAACCUCUCCGAACAGAAAGACCAAAAAGUCGAAACGAAAAGAAACGCUCUUACUCCGCGCGUUGAGGACUUUUUACUCGACGAAUCGGCCAAUAAAACGCCACGAAGAAAAUUGUUACAAAUGGACUUCGCAAGAGAACAACGAAAAAGCGUACAACUCAGUCCGCGGUUCGAUGUUGCACAUAUGCACGUCCGGAAGUCGAUCCGGACGUCUGCGCACCUUUCUUUCAAUUUACAGUUUGACUAUAACAAGGCGCAAAUCGAGAAAGUGACGUCUUUCAUUCAUUCCUUUGGACUUAACAAAUGUCAAUUGAUCUUCGACUCAAAUCAAGACGAGUUGAGUGCGCGAUCGUUCAAUUCCAAAGUCGCGUUGUGUAAGAGUGUCUUCAUUAUUGUGACAACACGAGAGGGCCAUGUGUUGGGGUGUUUCCAAAAUGGGUUCUUACAAGUCCCUAGUGUGUUUCAAUGUCUUCGAUCGAAGCCGGACGACUUUGUGUUGUUUGGUUUUGGCGAGCAUUUUUCGCAAGGCGUGUCAAAGAGGGAUUUGAAGGAUGACACGGGACUGAUUCUCUACCCUAAAAAGGAGAAAUCAAUGGUGUUCACAUGUCAUGGAGCAUUCUGGGUGAUGAGUGACGGGAAAGUGUAUAUCCAACAGAACGUCAGUGACAUUUAUGAUGUCAACAAACAGUGGGAAAAUCCGUUGCUCAAUUUAAAAGUCCAAAAGUUCUUAGUAGCAGAGAGUGUGCUUGCCUUUGAAUUUGUGGAGUAA